UUAUGAGAAAGUGCCACCUAGUGAAAGCCAUCUUAGUCACUUACAACAUGUAAGUGGACCUGAAUUUAUUAUCGGUUUAUAUGGUUUGUGGUUUCAGACCACAGUUUCGGGUGAAACUCCGACUGAAAUCGCAGACACCACAGGUUUAAAAAGUGUGGGUGGUUCGGCUCAGACAGAAGCGUGAGCAGGUGGAAGCCGCUCCGUGUCGCUGGUGCUGCCCUUCAAUGAAACGCAAUCCAGUCGGGGAGGAAGAAACUCUGCGCAGCGAGCAAGCAGCGAAAUGCAACUUGAUUCAUCGGCGCCGAUUGUUUGAAGGAAGCGAAGAAAAGCAAUUCUGAAGUGGGAUUUAUCUGACGAGGUAAAACCAACAAGCAAGGAUAAAAAAACUUCCUGAAAUGACCGGUUCUGACUGUGAGACUGAGCUUGACAACCCGGUGAAGCGAGUUUACGAAGAAGUGCUCUCAUAUUUCAGUUGUCUCUCAGCAGCAAGAGGACUUGUUCGAAGCUGGCGGACGGGGAAUUAACUCUUUGGACUGCUAAUCAUCUUUGGACUUUGCCUGCGCUUUAAAAACAUUAUUUUCCCCUCAACCCACGGCCAACAGAGUCUGCAUAUUAAAAGGAGUUGUUCCUGAAGUCAGCGGCAAUGGGGGAGCAGCCGAUCUACACCACUAGGGCCCAUGUCUUCCAAAUCGACCCAACCACUAAGAAGAACUGGGUUCCUGCCAGCAAGAUGGCCGUCACUGUCUCCUAUUUUUAUGACAGCACACGUAACAGCUACCGCAUCAUCAGCGUGGAUGGAUCCAAGGUGAUCAUCAACAGUACCAUCACACCCAACAUGACGUUCACCAAGACAUCGCAGAAAUUUGGCCAGUGGGCGGACAGCAGGGCCAACACUGUGUUUGGACUGGGCUUCGCCUCGGAACAGCAACUGGCCAAGUUUGCUGAGAAGUUUGAGGAGGUAAAAGAAGCUGCCAAGCUAGCAAGGGACAAAUCUCAAGAGAAGGUGGAGACGCUGAGUAAUCACUCCCAGGAGUCUGGACGUGAGACGCCCUCAUCCAACCAGGCAUCCAGCAUUAAUGGGACAGAUGAUGAGAAAAUCUCUCAUGUUGGUCCGGAGGCUGCUGUGCUGAAGAGCGAAAACGAACGUCUGAAGAGUGCAGUAGAACAGAGCAACACCAAUGCCAAGAAGUGGGAAACAGAGCUGCAGACUUUAAGAGAAAAUAAUGCCAGGCUGGUGGACGCACUGCAGGAGUCCUCAGCUAAUGUAGAGAGCUGGAAGAAACAACUUAGUGCCUGCAAGGAAGAGAGUGACACGCUCAGGGAAAAGAUUGCAGAACUGGAAGCUCAGUGUAAUGAAGCUGAGCAGGAGAAGCAGAAAAACGCCCAACUGACUGUACGAGUGCAUGAGCUGGAGACUGAGCUACGUGACAAAGAGCAGGAGCUAGAGAACCUGAGGAAGCAGGCAGAGAUAAUCCCUCAGCUCAUGGCCGAGGUAGAGAGCAUCACCGCAAAACUGCAGGCUGCAGAGACAAAGAACAACGAACUGGAGGGGAGGAUAGGAAGUCUUCAGAUGGACAUCAGCGACAGUCUACAAAAGCAGGGCAACAUGAAGGGCGAGCUGAAGAAGUUCAUGGAUAUUCUGGAUGGAAAGAUAGACGAGUUGCAUGAGUUCAGGCAGGGGCUCUCCAAGCUAGGUGUUGAUAACUGAGAAAAGUGUCACUGAGUCGAAAGGGUUAGAGGUCAGGUACGAAGGAUUCACUACAGUAUGUCUUCAGGGCAGAAACUAUGUGGCACCUACUCCCCCAAGGUGAUGUCCACUCAGAAAAUCAGCUUUGGCUUCUAAUAAACACUACCAUGUGAGAAAGAGAUGUUUAUGGAGAGGGAGAGAGAGACUGGCAGGAGGAAGGCCAGCAUGCUCCACCAAAUGGCUCCAUUUUGUGCGCUGGCAUUCUGAAACUAAAUCAAGAGUCACACUUUGAGCUUACUUAUCUGUUUCUGUGGGGGAAAUGGCUUUAAAAAGCUGGUGGUGGGUUCUUAGAUUCUGUCCAUCUGUCUUUUUUUCUGAAGGCUGCGGUACUUCUUUGCAGGCAGUCUGAGCUUUGAGUAGAAGGGGGGACUUAAAAGGGCUGAAAUGAAACACACACAAAGACAAUGCUGUUCAGCAUCACUCAAGUAAUAAUUGGUGUUAAUCCUUGUGGCCCCUUCAGAGAAUUAGAGAUGAAAUCUUUCUACAGACUGUCCUUGCUGUUGCCUCUCAUCUAUCUCAGGUGUGUUAUAGAAGACAGUUUGUACUCAUUAGAUUAUAUGCACAUAUAUGACAAACGGCCGUGACACAAAGUGCCUCCAGGUGAGUCUAAAUCCACCUGGCAAGGAGAACUGGCCAAGUGAUGACCAUCACCAUAAUAAUAACUUGAUUUUUGUGAGAAAACCUUAUGGGGAAAAAAAACAUCCUCACUAGUAAAAUAAGAUGACAAGAAAACGCAGGAGCCCAUCCCGAGGAUGUUAAUGGAUGUUAAUAUGGUGACUAAGUCAAAGAACAAAACAGGUGUUUGCACAAAAACUACUCUGAGAAGAGACUGCAGCAGGACUUCAUCAACACUCUUUUGGGUGUUUGAAACAUCCAAAAAUAACAAUAGGAACCCCUUUUUGCCAUGAGUGUAGUGUCGUGCUCAAAUUACUUUGUGUGUGCUAAAGUAGUGUUGUCCAUUUGUAGAACAAAGGCGUAUGUCUCAAAGGCUGUUGAUGUUCUCCCUACACACUAGUUUUUGUUAUGGUGGUGGUUAUUUUUGGGUGAGGGGACUUGGUGCUGCUUGAUGGGUGAAUAAUGUGAAAGUGUACUUCACUGAAAACAUUUAGAUGGCAUGGGCCUUUCACUACAACCCUGUCAGAUUCUUCGUUUUUGUUUUACAUAUUUAUUUAUUUUGGUGCCUCUCCGCAACUCGUGUUUCUAGAAUAUACCAAGUAAAUCAAACUUAACCUGAUGUCUCUAUACAGUAGAUGUACAAUAAUGUAUAAAAUAUACCAAAUUGUUUCAGAGGUUUUGUUUGCAGGAUGGUGUCACGGCUGCUUUUGGGAAGUCCAUCUUGAAACGUGGUAUAUUUGAAAUCAAAAGGCACAUGUUGUUGUGGCAUAUUUAGGGCCGAUGUUACGAAGUCUAUAUUUUUUCAUUACUGUUUUGAUCUUGUCAAAAAAUUGGGAUAUCUAUGAAGGGACUUUUGCUUCUCUCUGUUCAUAAGUCAUCUAAACCUGGAUAACACAACAUAUGAUCCUUCCUUUUGAACCAAUGCCUCUUGUGCACUUUUGUGACUCCUGUUUAAAUAGAAUUGACAAUUGUUAAAAUUUAGUUUAAUUACAA
This is a messenger RNA of Micropterus salmoides (largemouth bass), 3355 nucleotides long. RefSeq names its product homer scaffold protein 2 (gene homer2). The coding region runs from base 644 to 1708 and encodes 354 amino acids. Gene Ontology annotation, cellular component: postsynaptic density; dendrite; cytoplasm. The record is from RefSeq and is a predicted model, not a curated record. Lineage: Eukaryota; Metazoa; Chordata; Actinopteri; Centrarchiformes; Centrarchidae. Gene Ontology annotation, molecular function: G protein-coupled glutamate receptor binding. The transcript is spliced from 9 exons. Gene Ontology annotation, biological process: regulation of store-operated calcium entry; G protein-coupled glutamate receptor signaling pathway.